AGGCCUGUUGGUCUCCGAGUUUACCAGUCGCUGGCUCCUCCUCCCAGGUGAGACCUGAUAGGGGUGCACGCCUCCCCCCUGUCCUGGGGAGGACAGAGGGCUCCCGGGAUCCCGCCUGCCUGAGGGGCUGGUCAGUGGCCUCUCCCCUCUGCCAAGCCCCACCUCAGCCCAGCCGACCCAGACAGACUCGGCAGCAGCCACCAGGCUCGGAGCUGCCAUGGACCCUGAAGGUCUGGCACUCCAGCUGCCCCCGGCUACCUUGGACACUCUGGUGGACAACUGGCUCCAUGAGGACUGCCCAGGCCUCAACCCCGCCGCCCUGAUCACCGGGGCAGCCCCUGUGUGUGCGAUGCUAUGGGCCAAGUCUCCCGGGGUCCUGGCUGGACGGCCUUUCUUUGACGCGGUCUUUGCCCACGUCAACUGUCAGGUGUCCUGGUUCCAUCCCGAGGGGGUCCCGCUCGUGCCCGUGGAGCGGGUGGCGAAGGUGUGGGGCCCUGCACAUGGCCUUCUGCUGGGGGAGCGUGUAGCCCUGAAUGCUCUGGCACGCUGCAGCGGAGUGGCCAGCAUGGCGGCGGCAGCGGUGCGUGCAGCGAGGGACACGGGCUGGGCCGGGCAGGUGGCAGGCACCAGAAAGACAACGCCCGGUUUCCGGCUGGUGGAGAAGUACGGGCUGCUCGUGGGUGGCGCUGCCACGCAUCGCUAUGACCUGGGUGCGCUGGUGAUGGUGAAGGACAAUCACGUAGUGGCGGCGGGGAGUGUGGAGAAGGCGGUGUGUGGGGCCCGGAGGGCAGCAGCCUUCGCCCUGAAGGUGGAGGUCGAGUGCAGUAGCCUGCAAGAGGCGCUUCUCGCAGCCAAGGCUGGUGCCGACAUCCUCAUGCUCGACAACUUCCAGCCUCAGGAGCUGCACCCAACAGCUGCAGCGCUGAAGGCCCAGUUCCCAAGUGUGAGCGUGGAGGCCAGUGGGGGCAUUACCCUGGACAACCUGCCUCAGUUCUGUGGGCCCCACAUCGACAUCAUCUCUCUGGGGCUGCUCACCCAGGCUGCCCCCGCCCUGGAUUUCUCUCUUAAACUGUUUGAUGAGGGCACCACGCCAGUGCCCUAUGCCCGCAGGGCCUGAAGCUCAAGAGACUGAUAGGACUAGGGAAUCCAUUUGCUGGAGACCCUCAGGGCCACUUGUCUUCAAGAAGAAACUCUCAGGUCUAGCUAAAGCCAAAAUCCAGCUCUGCCACUUCCUGGCUUUGAAGGUCUCCAUCCAGCUCUGCAAACACGCACAUGAGCUUUUGUUCAUGGCACCUGCCCAGAGUCUGGAACUUGCUGGGUGGCUCUGGGGGGUACCAGGACAAAAAUGUACCCAGGAUGGUCCCUGAGGAGCCUCUUCUCCCAGGGGUUACACUCUCAGAAGGUUCCAU
Messenger RNA from Suncus etruscus (white-toothed pygmy shrew), 1409 nucleotides. It is a transcript of the gene QPRT, whose product is annotated as quinolinate phosphoribosyltransferase. NCBI's taxonomy places the organism in Eukaryota, Metazoa, Chordata, Mammalia, Eulipotyphla, Soricidae. Gene Ontology annotation, molecular function: nicotinate-nucleotide diphosphorylase (carboxylating) activity. Gene Ontology annotation, biological process: NAD+ biosynthetic process; quinolinate catabolic process. Gene Ontology annotation, cellular component: cytoplasm. The record is from RefSeq and is a predicted model, not a curated record. The transcript has 4 exons. Bases 218 to 1117 code for a protein of 299 amino acids.